Molecule: messenger RNA, 5140 nt
Organism: Mytilus trossulus (common blue mussel)
Lineage: Eukaryota; Metazoa; Mollusca; Bivalvia; Mytilida; Mytilidae
Exons: 40
Coding region: 1-5118 (1705 amino acids)
Source: RefSeq, a predicted model, not a curated record
AUGUCUCGUCAGUUGUUAUUGUUACUGGCAUUUUGUUUAUCGUGGAGUAUAAUAACAGCACAACCUGACGCAGUGUGUGUCUCUGGUGAACUGGAUCUGGUAUUUAUCAUUGAUGCUUCUAAUAGCAUAGGUUGGGGAAACUUCUUGAGACUGAAGAAUUUUCUGAGAGGAUUAAUCACUCACCUGUCUAUAGAUAAUGGUGCGGUCAGAGUCGGGGCCGUCGUAUAUUCAACGUCGGUAGAAAUAGAAUUUCAUCUAGACUCGUACACCACAUCAGCUGACAUUGAUAAACACUUGUCACAAAUAAAGUACACAGACGGUGUAACCUACACAGCUGGUGCUUUAAACGUAACCAAAAACGUCUUAUUCACUGCAGAUAAAGGGGACCGAGAGAAUAUCCCUAAUUUCGUCAUACUGGUCACAGAUGGAAAUUCAAAUUACAGAAAAGAUCUCACUAUCCAAUAUGCUGACAAUCUUAAGGAGGUUGCGGUUAUUUACGCUUUAGGUAUUGGUAAAGAACUUGAGGAAUAUCCACAAGAGUUAUUGGAGAUUGUCCGACAACCGGAACUUGGGAAUGCUGAUAUGUAUCAAAUGUUGAAAGAUUACCAAGCCCUCGACGAAUUAAAAAAUGCUAUCUUCGACAAUAUGUGUCCAAUUAUACAACAGAAUACAGUUAUACAGAAUGGUUCUCCUUGCUACGAAGAAGGAAAAGUGUUUGAAAAAAGAUGCCGUACAUUUAAAUGCAUCAAUUCAAAAUGGAAAAAGAUGGGUUUUACUGGUUGUAUCAAUAAUGGAAAAUGCUUUGAAUGGGGAGAAAAACGAAGUGAUAUAUGCUACCAAUAUAAAUGUUCCAAACCUGCCGGUUGUAAAAAUAAUCUUUGUCCAAGCUACAACUACAGACUCGUCAAUGCAGGAUGUAUUGUGGACGGACAAUGCGUUGAUGAAAACAAAAUUGUCGAGGACACGAAUGUCUGUGCCAACUAUCAAUGUAUUAGACGAACCUUUGAUAACAAUGAAGUUUACAGCGAGUAUUUGAUGGUCGGAAAAGAAUGUGUGCGAUCUGACGGAACAUGUAGUGAGGUUGGUUACACUUACAAAGAACACUGCAUCAGCUAUGAAUGUCAAGCCUCAACUUUCAAUGGAAUCCUAACUGCUGAAUUUAUACCUGUAAACACCGCUUGUAAAUAUGGGAAUAAGUGUGUACAGCUUGGUGAAAGGGUAACAGAAGUGUGUGACGUAUUAGUCUGUAACUAUGACGACAAGGCAAUGGGUUAUGAACUUAUGUUGGAAUCACAAGGCUGUGAACAUAAUGGACAAUGUUUGAUGAAAAAUCAAAAGGUCUUUGAAGAAAGCACAUGCACAAAUUUUGUGUGUUCAUACUCUAAGAGACAAAACAGGCUAGUGAUGAAGGAAAGAGUUGCAGGUUGCAAAGGAACAGAUGGAAGUUGCGCUGCCAAAGGAGAUGUCGUUACUCAAAAGGGUUGUAUCAAGUAUCAGUGCGACAACAAAGGAAAUUUAGAACUGAUUGAAGCAGGAUGUGAUGUUGGUGGAGAGUGUAAACCAGUUGGAUCAAAAUGGCGACAACCUGGGGAGUGUGCAGUGUUUAGAUGCGUAUUGGUAGACACAAUGGACGACACUGUAGAAACAGAUAUUGAACAAGAUUUGGAAUGUCACAAUUUUGAUGGAGAAUGUGUUAAACCUGGUGAGGAAUUCGACGACCAUUGUAUGACCUACAGAUGUAAAAACAACGGCAAAUUAGAUAGAGUUGGUGCAAAAUGUGAAUAUGAUGGUAAAUGUUAUGAUAUCGGAGAUGACUGGGUGGACAGAAAGAGAUGUAAACACGUGGUUUGUAGGGCUGACAAAAAAUUAGGGGCUGUCUUCUUUAGAAGGAAAUACGGUUGUAAAGAUGACAAAGGAAACUGCUUUGCACCAGGAGAGUUUGCAGUGAAGGACGGAAGUUGUGUGAAAUAUAAAUGUUAUUCAGACCAUAUAUUGAGACGAGAAGAUUGCGAGUUUAAGGGCAAAUGUUAUGGCUCUGACAAGACAUGGGUUGAUAUGUCUGAAUGUUUGACUUUAUCCUGUUAUAAAGACGACUUCACUGGCGAAUCGGAACUGUCUUCUUCUCCAUACGGUUGCUUGGAAGAGGGCAUCUGUAAAAAUCCUGGUGAUACAUAUGAAAAGGAUUGUCAAAAAUAUGAAUGCCAGCCAAAUGGACAGGGAUUCCAGAUAGUUGAUUCUAAAUGUCCAUGGAAAAACAACUGUAAAAAUUUGAAUCAGACCUGGUUUGACAAAAAGACAUGUAGACGAUACGGUUGUUUUAAAGACGAAGAUGGAUUAGAUAUAGAAGAAAUUACCUAUGGAUGCCGUGGUAUGAAUGACGAAUGUAUUAAUGACAGGAAAGAUUUAGAUCAGGACAAUUGUAUCAGUUAUGAUUGUAAUAAUGGAAAACUGGUGCCACAGAAAGUUGGUUGUGAAUUAGAUGGUGAAUGUAUGAAAGUGAAUGAUUAUAAAGUUGACUCAGAAAAAUGUAUUAAAUAUAGAUGUGUUAUGUCAAGUGCUGGAGACGGAUUUAUUGCUACUAAAAUCAAAGAAAUAAGAGGUUGCCUAGACCACGACCAAUGUUUCUUCCCUGGAGCUAAGAAAGUAGAAGAUUGUAGUACCUAUGUCUGUUCAAGGGACGGAACAUUUAAGAUACAAGAUCCACAAUGUGAAUUUCUUGGACAGUGUAUACCUUUAGGAACAAAAUGGAGAAAUGAUGAAAAGUGCAAGAAAUUCAGAUGCGAGCUAAGCAAGUUAACUGGUCGACCAGUUGUUAAAUCAUUUGUUUGGGGCUGCAUGGGAAGAAAGAAGUGUGUUAAGUUUGGUGGGAAAAGGAGAUUGAGAAGAUGUGUUGUACAUCAAUGUCAAAAAACAGACGCUGGACCCAGUUUUGUCCCUGUUAAAAUUGGAUGUCUAAAGGACAAUGCUUGCAGGCCUCUUGAUUCCUCAUGGGUCAAUCAAGAUUUAUGCGUUAGAGAGACAUGCGGAUACGAAGAGGGUAACAUGUUCCCGGAUAUAUUGCCAUCACCAUACGGAUGCACCGAUGAAUCUGGAGUAUGUCGACCAUUUGGCGCCAAGGUCAAAGAUGAGAACAAUCCAUGCGUUAAAUACAAAUGCACACGAUAUGGUACGAUGGUACCAGUAAUAGUUGGAUGUCCUUACAACAAUAAAUGUAAACCUGAUGGGGCUGUAUGGAGAGACACAAAAACAUGUACAACAUAUAAGUGCAAGCGGGAAAAUGUCAGUCCAACAAGAGUUAUAAUGCAUACAGUUGAGAAGCCAGGGUGUAAAGGAAUAGACGGAAAGUGUGUUAAACAAGGCGAUACCAGACGAUACGAAUGUACUGAUUAUGUUUGUGACACGAGCAGAGGAGGACUUGUCAUAACUGGUCAAGGGUGCAUGCAUUGGAAGGAAUGCAAACCACUCAAUUCAACAUGGAUGGAACCAAGGACGUGCAUUACAUACCAAUGUCGAUAUGACCAAGUGUUAAACGAUUUAUUCAUAACAGAAAAACAAUAUGGCUGUCAAGAUGAAAGUGGAGAAUGUUUCAGCAAAGGCCAGCGAAAGCAACGAAGCUGUAAUAAAUUUGUUUGUAAUGCAAAGGGAAACUUCCAAGUUGUCAAAGCAGGAUGUGAAAAGAACGGAAAGUGUUACGCUAUUGACGAAUCAUGGCAGGAAGGAUGUGUUUGGUACACCUGUGCUAUGCUCGAUAAAGGACCUAACUUCGUUGAAACUGAGAUUGCCGAACGUCACGGUUGUGUUGGAGUUGAUGGUAAAUGUUAUGAGCCAGGAGAAACUUUCAAAGAUGGAUGUAUAUCAUACAAAUGCAAACCAGUAGGAGACUUCGAAGAGGAGAACUUUGGCUGUGUUGGAUUUGACGGAGGAUGUGUAUUACCAGGAGAAACAAUAGAUAAUGACUGUAACAAGUACCAGUGUGACCCGUCCUCGUUAGCUUUGCAACCAGUUCAUAUGUCUUGUAGCGUUAAUGGAGUCUGUAAAGAAAUCGACGAUAAAUGGUUUGACAAAGAGACAUGUCUGGGUUACAGGUGUGUUUACAAUCCAGAAACCAAUGAUGUUGACGUCAUAGAAAGAAUUUCAGGAUGUCAAACUGCCGACAAAUGUGUACGUCCAGGAGCAAGAGUAAAGGGGAAAGAUUGUGUUAAGUUCCAGUGUAAACAGGGAAAGAUGGUACCAACUGACAUAGGUUGUGAAUACGACGGAGAAUGUCUGCCAUUACAUAUGAGCAUACAAGAAGGUUGUUCAUGGAAGAAAUGUGUGAUUGCAGCAGAGGGUCCAAACUUUAUUGAUACUAGACUUAUAACUGAGCACGGUUGUUGGGAUUGUUACCAUAAGUGCCAUCGUGUUGGAGACGAGUUUACUCACGGUUGUAAAACAACACAAUGUAUGGCUGGUGGAUUUUCAAAAACUAUAUCCAAUCGUUGUAUGACACCUGAUGGUUACUGUAUCGGCUUUAAUGAAGUAUAUGAGUACACAAAAGGAACAGAGAAAAUGACAUAUGUUUGUGGUGAAGUUGGAGACCUGGAACCAGUCGUUGUCGAUCAUAAAUGUAAGAUGUCAGCUUUUGGCAAAGAAUAUGAUGUUGGAGCCGAGGUUGUAAUGGAAUGUAAAACAUACAAAUGUGUCAAGACGAUUGAUGCUGCUACAUUUGUUCAAAUCGGGGAAAAAUGCCGAGGAGAUGACGGCACGUGUUAUCCUAUAGAUCAAUCUGCAUGGGAUGCAGAGUGUGCACAGUACUCCUGUAGUAGGUCGAAAGGUGUUCUUCAGCUUUCAUCACAGCAAGGAUGUAAAGAUGCAGCCGGACAAUGUCACUCUGUUGGUUCAGUAUGGGAUGAGAAUACAGAAAGUCAGUGUGUGAAAAAAUCAUGUAACGUCGAAGGUUUAACUUAUUUUGAAAAAAUAAUUACACAUGAAUGUAGAGAUAUACAAGGACAAUGUCGGCAAGUUGGAGAUUCUGACUUUGAUGUUAAAAUGAAUGGCUUACUUUACCAGAGCUGUACGUGUAAUUACGAGAAUGAGAAAGUUGUUUAUCAGUGUCAAUCAACCUCUGAACUCCCGUAGAAGAUGACUUCUCUGACGCAGU